GCUAGCAUUGAAAGGAGGCGCCUCUCGCCACGUUUGGUUUUCACUCUCGGCACUCGAUGCUCGAGUCUGUGCCGCCGGUGCUGUGUUUUCUCGCUGCCAUUUGCCGGCAUACGUUCGUCGUGUACGCGAAUCGCCAACUUUUCCGCGUGUACAAGCUCGGAAGCUUGCUCGAGAAAGCUGGUGGUGUCAUGAAAAAGUGCAACAAGUAGAACGAGGACGAACAAAAGUGACCGUAUAAAAUAUCCGGGCAAUCGACAUUGACGAAAUGGUUUAAAACGAUUGAAAAGUUAUUUACGAUAGUGUUCGUUACUUGUAAUAGUGCGUGUUAAAAAGUUUGAAUUUAUAGCAAUUGGAAUGUCGCGAUCGAACGUUAUUCGAAUACGUAAUGUAUGAAAAAGGAAGGAACGAAGAUAUUAAACUUUCCACAGUGGCAAAUAUGUUUUAACGAAACAACGAAGAAAAGGAACACCAUAAAUUUAUUUGUCCGCAAAUUCAAUCCAAUUACGAUAACCGAUAAUUUGGCGUUCGUGGAAGUUUCGAGCGUCGCAUCAGUCUCGCCGAAUGGACGUGAUUCUCACGAGGUGGAAUUAAGUGGAAAUGGCAAUAGGGUUAACUACUUUGCUAGGAACUGUAUCGGUCCUCGGAUUCAGCCUGAUUCCUCUCCUAGCGAUUGGCUUGUCCGUAUUUCGGUACAACCAAGCGGAUCCAGAAUCUCAUCCGACCGAUGCCCGCCAGCUUCUACGAAUGUACGAUUUCAUAGUGGUCGGUGGAGGAAGCGCGGGUGCGGUGAUAGCAUCGAGAUUAUCAGAGGUAUCGAAUUGGACUGUGUUGCUCGUGGAAGCGGGCGGUGACGAAAAUGAAAUUUCGGACGUUCCCGUAUUGGCUGGGUACACCCAGCUCUCGGAAAUGGAUUGGAAAUACCAAAGUUCGCCACCGACCGUUUCGGCUUAUUGCCUCGCCAUGAUCGGCGAUAGAUGCAACUGGCCACGUGGGAAGGUGCUUGGUGGCAGCAGUGUGUUGAACGCCAUGGUUUAUGUCCGGGGUAAUCGCCGUGACUACGAUAAUUGGGCUAGACUGGGCAACGUCGGCUGGAGUUACGACGAGGUUCUGCCGUACUUCCUGAAAUCCGAGGACAACCGCAAUCCCUACCUCGCAAGGACGCCCUAUCAUGCCAUGGGUGGCUAUCUGACUGUGCAAGAGUCCCCGUGGAGAACACCGUUAUCGAUCGCGUUUUUGCAAGCUGGUCAGGAGCUUGGCUAUGAGAAUCGCGACAUAAACGGCGCGCAUCAGACCGGUUUCAUGUUAACCCAGUCAACGAUACGUCGAGGCAGUCGUUGCUCCACCGCGAAAGCGUUCCUCAGACCGGUGAAGAACAGGCAGAAUCUCCAUAUAGCGAUGAACUCGCAAGCGUUGAGGGUGGUGUUCAACGACGACAAGAGAGCCACCGGUAUCGAGAUCCUUAGGGAUGGUCGUCAGCAAGUAAUAAGAGUCAGACGGGAGAUCGUUUUAUCGGCUGGCACGAUCAACUCGGCCCAGCUGCUGAUGUUAUCCGGAAUCGGGCCUAAAGAACACUUGGCGGAGUUCGAUAUACCCGUGAUAUCGGAUUUGAGAGUCGGCGACAAUCUUCAGGACCACGUGGGUCUUGGUGGACUGACGUUCGUAGUCAACGAACCGAUCAGCCUCAAGAAGGACCGUUUUCAAACCAUGCCCGUGAUGAUGGAGUACGUUCUAAACGAAAGAGGUCCGAUGACCAAUCCCGGAGUAGAAGGAUUGGCCUUCGUCAACACCAGAUACGCGGAUAAAUCGAACGACUAUCCCGAUAUUCAGUUCCAUUUCGCCCCAAGUUCCAUCAAUUCCGACGGCGGAGAUCAGAUUAAGAAGAUCUUGGGUCUGCGAGAUAGAGUGUACAAUACCAUGUACAAACCGCUGACUCACGCUGAAACCUGGUCCAUUCUGCCGCUUCUAUUGAGACCCAGGAGUUCCGGCUGGGUGCGUUUAAAGAGCAAGAACCCAUUAGUCUAUCCAGACAUUAAUCCGAAUUAUUUUACGCACAAAGAGGACAUGGACGUUCUUAUCGAUGGCAUAAGGAUCGCGCUACAGUUAUCCAACACGACGGCCUUUCAGAGAUUCGGUUCCAGGCCACACACUAUCCGUAUGCCUGGAUGCCACAGGUAUCUAUUCGACACUUACGAUUAUUGGGAAUGCGCGAUUCGACAUUUCACUUUUACGAUUUAUCAUCCCACCGGAACCUGCAAAAUGGGUCCAAGGAGCGACUCUACGGCUGUCGUGGAUCCGAGAUUAAGAGUGUACGGGGUGAAAGGGUUGAGAGUGGCAGACGCGUCGAUCAUGCCCACGAUCGUCAGUGGAAAUCCGAACGCUCCUGCAAUUAUGAUCGGUGAAAAGGCAAGUGAUAUUAUCAAGGAGGACUGGAUGUACAAAAGAGAACGAUACGUGGGAAGGUGAUCAGCACAGGAAGGAUCAACGAUCCUUUGAAACGAUUUCCGUUGCUUAAAGUGCGUAUAUUGUGAAAACACGAUUAACGGAGUAACGCUUGUUCGCAGAAAAAGAUGUCUCUUACCUUU
This is a messenger RNA of Bombus pascuorum, 2582 nucleotides long. RefSeq names its product glucose dehydrogenase [FAD, quinone]. Gene Ontology annotation, molecular function: oxidoreductase activity, acting on CH-OH group of donors; flavin adenine dinucleotide binding. Lineage: Eukaryota; Metazoa; Arthropoda; Insecta; Hymenoptera; Apidae. The transcript is spliced from 4 exons. Bases 598 to 2463 code for a protein of 621 amino acids. The record is from RefSeq and is a predicted model, not a curated record.